Molecule: messenger RNA, 621 nt
Organism: Salvia miltiorrhiza (redroot sage)
Lineage: Eukaryota; Viridiplantae; Streptophyta; Magnoliopsida; Lamiales; Lamiaceae
Product: 50S ribosomal protein L31, chloroplastic-like
Exons: 2
Coding region: 106-504 (132 amino acids)
Biological process (GO): translation
Cellular component (GO): ribosome
Molecular function (GO): structural constituent of ribosome
Source: RefSeq, a predicted model, not a curated record
UGGGAGAAGGAUGGUUUGGUAAUUUGAGAAGUAGUAAAAUGCAUAUCCAUAAAAUCAUCUUGAUUUGAGAAUACCCCCCAAUCUCUCAAUCUUCCAACGACACCAAUGGCGCUCUCCCUCUCCAACCCAUUCCUCCACAAAAACCUCUCUCCUUCUCCACUCUCUCUCAACGCCAAGGUGAAUGUAGCCGUGGGCAGCAAUCAGAUGAGAUGGAGCUGCAGGAAAAGCGACAUACACCCCCAAUUCCACGACGACGCCAAGGUUUACUGCAACGGUGAGCUGGUGAUGACCACCGGCGGAACGAAGAAAGAGUAUGUGGUGGAUGUGUGGUCGGGCAACCACCCCUUCUACCUCGGCAGCCGCUCCCAGAACCUCGUCGAUGCCGAUCAGGUUGAGAAAUUCCGUAAGAAAUAUAGCGGCCUCGAUUCGAUUAUGGAGAUUCCUACCCUCAAGGGAGAGAUUGUGCUUCCUCCCAAGAGGAAGAGCAAACCCAAAAAGAAGUAGUUUUAAAGAUUCUGUUUUGUGUAUUGAGCUGUAAUUGCUGAUUUUUGUUGCUGCUGGUGAAAUUGAUACCAUGGCUUGUUGUUUCAUUGUAAUGAUAAGUGAUUGCUUGGUUCUUCA